Messenger RNA from Lithohypha guttulata, 1032 nucleotides. RefSeq lists its product as uncharacterized. The transcript has 3 exons. Lineage: Eukaryota; Fungi; Ascomycota; Eurotiomycetes; Chaetothyriales; Trichomeriaceae. The record is from RefSeq and is a predicted model, not a curated record. The coding region runs from base 1 to 1032 and encodes 343 amino acids.
AUGGCUGAUGAUUGGGCCGCAGAUGCGACUGAGGACACCGCAGCUACAGAUUUGGAUGCUGUUGCCAACGGUGGUAGUCACGAUCCUCAACCUCUUCGAGAGAACAAGAUCAAUAAGAAGAGACUGGAGGGGCAAGUUCAGCAAGCCGUGUUGUUUUUGAGAUUAGAACCGAACGCGAAAAUGUUGUCAAUCAUUGUGCGCACUGCAAAAAGCGGGUUGGUCUUGUGCGAAUCGAUCAAAAAUGUUCCGCAGGAUGUAGCGACUAUUUGCUCCGACUUCCUCUUCCAGAAGCUGCAGAGAAAUCCCAAAUAUUUACUCACCAUUGAGGAGGAUGAGCUCGAAGGAUUCGAAUAUGUCUUCAACUGGAUCAAGCAAUGUGGUGAGCAGAAGACCGUUGUCAAUAUCGAAAACGUCAAUGAUCUCAUCACCGAAGAGAAGGGUUUCCAGCCGCUCAUCCAAGCCAUGACUGCUGCGCACAAGCUCAAGAUUCCAGAGGCGUCCUUCGCGAAAUUCAUCCUCAAGCAAGCGAAGAACGCCGCAAAGCACUGUCUUGUCGACCUCGAGCUAGUCAAACAGGCUUACGACCCGAUUGACCCAUCUGGUUUUGACGCGUUAGGACUUCGAGAGGUGUUUGUGCAAAGCAUUUUCAACUGCUGGUACAACUACAAGCUCGACGGGGAAGAGUUUGACGAAUACAUGGCGGAGUUGACUGAUCUACGACACAACAUCCCUGAUCUUGACGAAGAUCUCCAUAGCGCUGUGCACGAGAGGGACAAGUUUCUCAAAGCCAUGAGAGAAAGAAAGAAGGCUACACUCGCCGAGGCUGAGAACGGGGUUAUCGAGGGAGCCGAUGAUCUCGGUGGUGGCAGAGAUGAAUGGGCAGGACAAGAUGCCAGUGCAGGUGACGGUGCUGAAUGGGACAACGGAGGUGGCAAUGCUGACAACUUCGGUACUGGUGCUAGUAACGAGUGGGCCGACGAGGUGAACAAGGACUUGGUUCCAGCGCCAUCUGUCGCUGCUGCUAUUUGGUAA